This is a messenger RNA of Antechinus flavipes (yellow-footed antechinus), 3193 nucleotides long. It is a transcript of the gene LIN37, whose product is annotated as lin-37 DREAM MuvB core complex component. Gene Ontology annotation, cellular component: transcription repressor complex; Myb complex. Gene Ontology annotation, biological process: negative regulation of transcription by RNA polymerase II. The transcript is spliced from 15 exons. The record is from RefSeq and is a predicted model, not a curated record. NCBI's taxonomy places the organism in Eukaryota, Metazoa, Chordata, Mammalia, Dasyuromorphia, Dasyuridae. The coding region runs from base 1885 to 3159 and encodes 424 amino acids.
AAAGGCAUAUUUCAUGAGAACUGCUGAUCCCUACUCCCAUUUUUUCUGGGAGGGGUGGGAUCUCCCUACUUCACAUAGAAACAAAUCCCUGAGAGAUCACACCCUAGAAUCAUGGAAUCUCAAAUCUGGGAAGGUUCUGAGUAAGGAUCCAAACCACAAGAGGUCAGCUAGCAUCUCUUUCAAGUGCCUCAGCAAUGGGAAGCUUGUACAUGGUGUUGUACAGCAUGAUUUACCCACGGACCUCUUAGGGAUCCGGCCCCUCGAUAACACAGGAGAAAGAAUAAUAUUGUAGGAGGGAAAGGCCUGGACCUAGAACCAGAACCUAGUGACUCUGGACCAGUCCUUCCAGUCUGGGUUUGACUUUCCCAGUUAGUGACUGGGUCUCAUUAGUAGAGGAACUGGUUAAGUAACCUGUGAAACACUAGGCUAGAGAACAUGCAAAUGUAUAGAGAACGGAUUUCUUGUUCUGUAAUCUGAUUCUUUGUGACCCCAUUUGAGGUUUUCUUGGCAGACAUUGGAGGGGUUUUCCAUUCCUUCCUCCGGCUCGUUUUACAGAUGAGGAAAUGGAGGCAGACAAGGUGCAGAGGACUUGCCCAGGGUCACACCGACAGGAAGUGGUUGGGAGUAGGUUAGAACUCAGGACUUGUUGAUUCCAGGUCCCCCCCCCCCCCCCAGUUCUAUCCAUUCCACACUUAGCUACCCCGGAGAAUAUAUAAAAUAGGCAAUUACAAAAGAGAUCCGGCCACUUGCUGGCCAGCCAUUUCUGCCCGAGACAGGGCGCUAGUCUCCGGGUCCACCCCCAAUUAACAUUCUCUUGGGAAGGAUGCCCCAGACGGCGCUGACCCCCGGGGGCGGGGGAGGACGGGCGAUAGUCACGGCAGCCUUCAUGGAGGAAGUGGCAUUUGAGGCGAGCCUGGAAGGAGAAGCAGUGGGGGCUUCUGAGAAGUAGAACGGAGAGGUUGACUUCCAGGAAUGGGGGGAGGGGCGGAGGGGCUGGCCCUCGGCCACUCCUUCAUUUGAUAAAUGAGGAAAGCGAAACUUGGGCUGUUGGCGGGGUUUAAACUGGGAGUGCUGGACUCUGGCAACGGCUGCUCCACGUGGGCGGACCGUGGAGGGGCGAAGAGGGCUCAGAAAGAAGUGCACAGUGAGCUGCGGGGGAGGGGAGAGUUCGGCUGCACGAUUCCUUUCGGCUCUCGGCUGCUGGGAUCUUGAAGGGGUGACCCUUGGCAGCAGAAUGCCCCCACCCCAUGAAUCUCACUCGCCACGUCAGUAAAAUGAACCUAGACAAGGAAUCAGCUUUGCGCCGCUGCUCCAUUGCUCAGAGGCGGCAUCCAUUGCCUAGCAACGCAGAACUGCCGCGAGAUUGCGUUUUUCCUUCCCUUUUCUUCCAGGAGCCCCUUUAAGCCGUUGGCACUACAAGUCCCAGGAACCGUGGCGGCAGUCUCAGCCUGCGCCUCCCAUAGUGCCUCGCGCGGCCAGGCUCAGAGGACACGUGAAGGGAAGAUCGGGGCACGAACUACACCUCCCAUGAGGCGCCGCGCGGCUGGGCCGGAGGACGAGACGAGCGGCCACGCCGCCCAAUGGAAGCAACGGGCGGGCGGGCAAGGGUGAGACCGUGGGACCUAAGCCGCUGCGGUGGCCUAAGACGGAGGUGAAGAGCUGUCUGUCCGCGGCCCAUCCCCAGGUCCUGGGCCGGGAAGGUGAGACUACUUGGCCUGAGAGAGAGGCUCUCCUCCCAAACCUGAACUCUGAUCUGCCUCGUGGCUGGCCCCAGUUCUGACCCCGGACUUCCCGGACUGACCCCUGACCCCUGCCCCCGUCCCCGCCCCGGGGCACUGCUGGAUACCCCGCUGCCCCAAUCGGAAACAGAGCCCGGCCGGAACGAUGUUCCCUGUGAAGGUGAAAGUGGAAAAGUCAGAUGAGAGCAAUGGCAGAUGCAGGAGGCUCACUUGGAGGAGGAGGAGGGAGCAUUGGGGAGCACUACUCCAGGAGAUGGGAGCAAUGGCAGGUGUAGGUGGCUGCUUGGAGGAGGAGGAGGGAGCAUUAUGGAAGACUGCCCCCGGGAGAUGGGAGCAAUGGCAGGUGCAGGUGGCUGCUUGGAGGAGGAGGAGGGAGCAUUGGGGAGCACUACUCCAGAAGAUGGGAGCAAUGGCAGGUGCAGGUGGCUCACUUGGAGGAGGAGGAGGGAGCGUUGAGGAAGACUGCUCCCAGGAGAUGGGAGCAAUGGCAGGUGCAGGUGGCUGCUUGGAGGAGGAGGAGGGAGCAUUAUGGAAGACUGCCCCCGGGAGAUGGGAGCAAUGGCAGGUGCAGGAGGCUCACUUGGAGGAGGAGGAGGGAGCGUUGAGGAAGACUGCCCCCAGGAGAUGGGAGCAAUGGCAGGUGCAGGUGGCUGCUUGGAGGAGGAGGAGGGAGCAUUGGGGAGCACUACCCCAGGAGAUGGGAGCAAUGGCAGAGCUGGAGAUGUCCAAAGCCAGGAACCACCUGGACGCCGUCCUGCAGUGUUUGCUGGAGAAGAGUGACGUGGACCGGGACCAGCUGGAGGAGGAGGCCGGGAAAACGCCCUCCGAUGCUCACAGCAAGGACUGCUCUCUCACCUCAGCUGGCAAACGGCCCUCAGCUCGGUUCCCCCAUCACAGAAGGAAGAAGAGGAAGGAGAUGGAGGAUGGGCUCGCCGAGGGGGGACAGCAGAGACCCAACACUUACACCAUCAAGCUGUUUGACCGCAGCGUGGACCUGGCCCAGUUCAGUGAGAACACGCCGCUUUACCCCAUCUGCCGGGCUUGGAUGCGCAACUGCCCCUCGGUGCGGGAGCCAGAGCGCUCGCCCAGCCCUCCCCCAGCUCCCCGGCCGGAGGAUGAGGAGGGAACUGAGGUCACCAACGGUAAGAGCCGAGACGUGUACAAGCUGCCGCCCCCCACCGCCCCCUGCCCUUCUGGGGAAGCCCCCAGCCCCAGGAUCCCCUCCCCACUUCGGCCAGAGGGCCAGGAGGCCUCUGAAGACCCGCCCCCCGAGACAGCCCCAACCAUGUCCUCCCUCAUCUACCGCAACAUGGAGCGCUGGAAACGCAUCAGGCAGAGGUGGAAGGAGGCUUCCCAUCGGAACCAGCUGCGGUACUCCGAGAGCAUGAAGAUCCUGCGCGAGAUGUAUGAGCGCCAGUGACCUUCCCCCAAUAAAAGCGUCCCCCAGCCCAGCA